Molecule: messenger RNA, 783 nt
Organism: Protobothrops mucrosquamatus (brown spotted pit viper)
Lineage: Eukaryota; Metazoa; Chordata; Lepidosauria; Squamata; Viperidae
Product: adenylate kinase 9
Exons: 7
Biological process (GO): AMP phosphorylation
Cellular component (GO): cytoplasm
Molecular function (GO): nucleoside diphosphate kinase activity; AMP kinase activity; ATP binding
Source: RefSeq, a predicted model, not a curated record
CCCUAUCUUUUAAAUAUAGAUUGAAUGAUGGCAUCUCCAGAAGAUGAACAAUCUUACCCGUUUGUAGAUAUAUAUGAUGAAGAUGAAGCUGACAGAGUCUUCCUUUUGUCCAAGCCUACUUGCUUCGUCAUCCUUGGAAAACCAGGUGCUGGGAAGAAAACCUUAGCUAAAAAAAUAGCCCAGUUUUGGAAGUGCACUCUUGUAGAUGCUUUUGAACUCAUAAAUGAAAACAUAACAGCUGAAACAGAAUAUGGACUGAAGUGUAAGGACCUGCUUUACCAAGGUCAAAAUGUUCCUGAAGAGUUGGUGAUAAAGAUGCUUAUGAUCAAGCUGGAAUCUCCAGAGAUUAAUCACUUUGGUUAUGUUCUCUGUGAUUUCCCUUCUCUUUCUGAGGAUUUCAUGUCUACACCAGAACAAAUCGACGUAAUUAAAAAUUUAAAAUUAAAACCAGAUUUCCUGAUUAAUAUUAAGUGUCCUAACAAUGACUUGUGCCAAAGAAUCACUGGUCAAAGACAGCAGCCUGACACAGGACAUAUAUUCAAAAGAGAAGAUUGGGAUCCUGAUAUUAUUGAAAAGCGUAAGAAAAAGAAGAAAGAAUUACGUAAAAGUGAAGAAGAGGAUGAGGAAGCAGAAGAGGAAGAAGAGGAAGAAGAGUCAAAUGAGGCUGAUCAAAUUAUGUUGACAGAAAUUUUGCCAACUUUAGUACAAAGGCCGGAAGAUUUUAUGGAAAAUGCACAAAAGAGAAUUGAUCUCUAUAAAGAUAUUAUGCUGCGUCCUCUAGAG